GUCAACCCGCGUCUACGGCGAAGCAGCGUUACAGCUAUGGUUGUCCCCCCCUUUUGUUCAUCAGAGUUCCUCCAUUAUUGCACAAACAAUGAAACUAUUUGGAUGUUAUGCCGUUUCAUGAAACAUUUUACUGCAUGUACGCCUUCCACGCUCUCCUCUGGGAUUAUUUAAUGAAUUAAAAGCGACCUGCAACCCUCCUGAGCUGCUGUGAGGUGUCCGAAGCACGCAGUAUUUCCUGAAGAACGUGGAGUAAUGUAAAGCUGAACUUCAGUUGUCCCUGAAGAGGUUGUUGGCACCAUGGGGCUAGAUUUUGAUGUGAAGACAUUCUGUCAUAAUCUUCGGGCCACAAAGCCGCCGUAUGAGUGUCCAGUGGAGACUUGUCGUAAGGUUUACAAGAGUUACAGCGGCAUAGAGUAUCACCUCUACCACUAUGACCAUGACAACCCAACUCCUGCUCCCGCUGUGCCCCAGAAGAAGAGGAAGGGCCGUCCUCCUCGUGCCUCGUUGACCGCCUCUGGGGACACGGACGACAUUGGAGGCAGCGGAGGUGGAGGACCUAGUCCUGAAGCAAACGCACCUGGGAGCCCCAACCGGUCGGACCAUUCUCACUCCCCUGGCAGGGAGACGAUGACCUACGCUCAGGCGCAGCGCAUGGUGGAGCUGGACAUUCAGGGACGCAUUCACCGCAUCAGUAUCUUUGAGAACAUUGAUGUGGUGUCCGAGGAAGACAGCGAUGCCGAGGAUGCACCGCCAUCUGGCACAGGCAGUUUUGGAGGAGGGGUUUGUAACGGCAGUGACAGUGGAGCCGGGGGCAGUGAAGUUGGAGGAAGCGGGAAGGACCGCUCUGACAUCCCGUCCUCUAACGGCGGUAAAGCCACGCCAAAGACUGGGAAGCACAAAAGUAAAGAUAAGAAGAAGGACGGUUCAUCUCACCAUCACAACCCGCAGUCCGGUCUUGCUGUCAAGCUUCCAGAAGCAGUGUUUAGAGAACUGGACCAAGAAAGGCCUGAUGCCCCUGCUCGGACUUUAUCCUACUACAGGUACAUUGAGAAGUCUGUGGAAGAGCUGGAUGAAGAGGUUGAGUACGACAUGGACGAAGAGGACUACAUCUGGCUCGGCAUCAUGAACGACAAAAGGCGACGUGACGGAGUGACGCCAAUCCCUCAGGAGGUCUUUGAAUACCUCAUGGACCGCUUAGAAAAGGAGUCCUACUUUGAGAGCCACAACAAGGCAGACCCCAGUACGUUAAUCGACGAGGAUGCCGUCUGCUGCAUCUGCAAUGACGGCGAGUGUCAGAACAGCAACGUGAUCCUGUUCUGUGACAUGUGCAACCUGGCAGUGCACCAGGAGUGCUACGGCGUUCCCUACAUCCCAGAGGGUCAGUGGUUGUGUCGGCGCUGCCUGCAGUCGCCGAGCAGAGCGGUGGACUGUGCUCUGUGUCCUAACAAGGGCGGGGCUUUCAAACAGACGGAUGACGGGCGCUGGGCUCAUGUAGUCUGUGCGCUUUGGAUCCCGGAGGUCUGCUUUGCAAACACGGUCUUUCUGGAGCCGAUCGACAGCAUCGAGCACAUCCCUGCCGCCCGCUGGAAGCUCACCUGCUACAUCUGCAAGCAACGUGGCUCAGGCGCCUGCAUCCAGUGUCACAAAGCCAACUGUUACACAGCCUUCCACGUCACCUGUGCCCAGCAGGCAGGUCUCUACAUGAAGAUGGAGCCGGUCAGAGAAACGGGGGCUAACGGCACAUCGUUCAGCGUGCGCAAGACGGCGUACUGCGAUAUCCACACACCGCCGGGGUCAGCCAGGCCUCUCGCUGGAGUGGGCGGGGCCAGCAUGGGCUCGUCCAACAGCGAAGGGGAGCUGGAGGAUGACGACGAGCCCAGUCUCGGCCAGGACGAAGACUCCAAGGGCUGGAGCUCUGAGCGGGCCAAGAGGGCGAAGGCGAAAUCCAGGCUGAAGAUGAAGAGAGCGAGGAAGAUCCUGGCAGAGAGGAGAGCUGCUGCACCAGUGGUGUCUGUGCCCUGCAUACCUCCCCACAGACUCAGCAAAAUCACAAGUAAUCUGACGGUGCCCAGGAAGAGUCAGUUCAUGCAACGACUCCACAGCUACUGGACGCUGAAGAGGCAAAGUCGAAAUGGCGUUCCUCUUCUGCGGCGGCUCCAGACCCACCUGCCAUCUCAGCGCCAUGUGGAGCCGCAUCCACCACAGCCCGCAGCACAGCUUCCCCCUAGGGACAACGAGGAGAAACAGACAGCCUUAAAGGAGCAGCUGAAGGCCUGGCAGAGAUUGAGACAUGACCUGGAGAGAGCCAGGCUGCUGGUGGAGCUCAUCCGCAAGAGGGAGAAACUCAAGAGGGAGACGAUUAAAGUGCAGCAGAUGGCGCUGGAGAUGCAGCUCACUCCCUUCCUGGUGCUUCUCAGGAGUACGUUGGAGCAGUUACAGGAAAGAGACACAAACAACUUUUUCACUGAGCCUGUUCCCCUUGAAGAGGUGCCGGACUACCUGGAGCACAUUGACACGCCUAUGGACUUCCAGACCAUGUGGAACCUGCUGGAGUCCCAUCGCUACCUCACGUUCGAGGCCUUCGAGGCCGACUUUGGCCUCAUUGUCAACAACUGCCUCAAGUACAACGCCAAGGACACGGUGUUUUACCGAGCCGCCCUGCGGCUCAGGGAGAUGGGCGCCGUCGUCCUCAGAGCGGCCAGGCGCCAGGCCGAACGGAUCGGCUUCGAUUAUGAGUCAGGCAUGCAUCUUCAUCGAGACUCGAGCCCAGAAAGCCAACGUGAGCCAGAGAGAGACAGAGACAGAGACAGAGAGCGGGACAGGGAACAGGACAGAGACAGACCUUUGUCCUCUAAUGAAGACGACCUGCUGCUGCCAGAGAACAGGCGACGGCUGCCGCUGGACGAGCAGCUGCAUUACCUGCAGGCGCGCCUUGAUGAGGUCAACUCUGGGAAGCACAGCAUCGGCCAGUCUCGCAGGGCCAAAGCCUUGAAGAAGGAGAUCAGUGUGAUCCGGAGGAAGCUGGCGCACCAGCGGGAGGUGGGCUCCAUCAUGGGGGGCCGUGAGUCGGCGGGGGAACGCAGUUCUUCUCUCCCGCAUCACUCUUCAUCUGUGGGACACCAUGAUGAGGGGGGAGAGAGCAGCAGCCAGGAGAUUGGGGGAAAGGCUCCCGAGGUUGGCCGGCGGACUUCUGUGCUUUUUUCCAAGAAGAACCAAAAAAUGGCUGGACCUCCCAAAAGACCAGGGCGCCCGCCAAAGAACCGAGACAUGGGCUACGCCGGGCCAGGGGUGAGCCAGAGCCCCAUCGGGCCCCCCCAGCUCCCUCUGCUGUCCAACAGCAGGCCCAGGAAGAGACCCCGCACCCCCCACAGCACCUCCAGCUCCGACAGCGACAGCGACAACGAUGACCUCCUUCCAGGUUUACCGAGCAAUGGCUUUGAUACAGGAAACCAACCUGUGACUGAAAGCUUCCGUGUGUACAGAAACGAGCCUCGUCUGCCUCGAUCCAGCUCCGACUCCGAGUCCACCACCAGCAGCAGCAGCAGCGCCGCUUCUGACAGGACCAGCACUACACCCUCUAAGCAAGGCAGAGGAAAGGCGUCAUUCUCUCGUUCCACCUUCCAUGAGGACAGCAGUGAGGAAACGUCGGGCACAGAAAAUGAUUCCUACUCAGUUGGAGGAUCACGGAGCGUUUCACACUUGGUGCGUGGCCGGGACCGGUCAGGAUGCUGGAUGACGUCUGACGACUACUCUUCUCUGGAAGCUCUGGAUCUGGUCUGGGCCAAGUGCAGAGGCUAUCCUUCGUAUCCUGCUCUGAUCAUCGACCCAAAGAUGCCCAGGGAGGGCGUGUUCCACCGCGGAGUCCCAAUACCCGUACCUCCUUUAGACGUGCUGAAACUCGGGGAGCAAAUGACCCAAGAAGCCCGGGAGCACCUGUUCCUCGUCCUCUUUUUCGACAACAAAAGAACCUGGCAGUGGCUGCCACGAUCCAAGCUGGUGCCACUUGGUGUGGACCAAGAACUAGACAAGGAGAAGAUGCUUGAGGGCAGGAAAUCCAACAUUCGUAAAUCCGUUUCGGUGGCCUACAGUCGUGCCAUGCAACACCGCAGCAAAGUCCAGGGAGACCCCAGCAGCGAAACCAGCGACAGUGACUGAUUGCAAACAGACACGCAGUCUAAAUCUGCAAAACUUGUGGAUUUCAUGCAUCCAUUAAGGGAGCACAGCCCUUUGUCACGGAUUACAAAGACAACCAAGCAAGCAGGAAAAUUAGUAGGAAGGAAAAACUCCUCUACUUUGGCCCCAAAACACAUUCACUCACACAAAGGCAUAUUUAAUCAGACAUGUAAAAAAAAAAAUAUUGUAUUUAAGAAGAUUAAAAAUAAGGAUAUUGCUAAUAAUGAUGAUAAAAAAAAUUUUUCCAAAUCAUGAAUCAAAAUGUUUAAUGUACGUGGUCUGUAUAUGUUUAAAAGAAAAAUGAAAUAAUGGUUUACAGACUUAAAAUGUAGGCAUAAUGUCACACUAUGUCCAUACACAAUUCUGCCUCCCCCUGUCCUUUCUUCACAUUCAGUCACACAGGUAAUCUUACACUCAAACAGGUAAAUGCAUGUUCUAUGUGUAGAGUAAAUAUACACACACUUCACCUUCCAAAAGCAUACCUGUGUGUGUGUGUGGAGUCAGAGGAGCAGAAAAAGGGACUGUUGCAGCCUGUCUGUAGGCAAAUCAACGUUACUGUAAUUUAUUCUUUGAACUUUUUGUUUGUCACUCCAGCAGCUGCACAUCUCAACGUCUUUUUCUUUCUUUUUUUUUUUUUACAGAUUUGUAAACAAGUAUUUCUGUCACAUUGACCUGUAGAAUCAGUCAAUAAUGAGGACUAAACUGAAACAUGAUCGUCUCCAUGUCUCUUAGUCUCAGGCCGACGGCUGUAGAACUUUUAUAUAACAAAGAUUGCAUAAAAAAUACAAGUUUAAUAAUAAAAAAAAGAAUAGUGUUUUUUUGGGCCUUGUGGUUACUGUUACUGCUACCUCUCUGUUUCCUCCUACAUAAGAAGGAUUUGUGUGGAUUAUUUUUAACUACUAUUCUGAAGAAAAAUUCUUACCUUCCUUUUGUUUUUCUUCAGUGGAAGGGUGAGUCAGUAAUUUAUUGGGCUUCCACAUCCUGAUAGUUUUCUAUUGAGGGUGCCGUAUUCGACAUGAUCACUCAAGCUUUAAGGUUUUUUUUUUACAAAAAUGUGGUCGUUAUGACCAUGAUAAUCUUUCCCAUCUCAGGGAAAGAAUACCUAAGACCUUUUUCAUUUCUGUCAAAGGCCUUUACUGUUUAGACCUGAAAUCUGAUACCCUGCGGUUGGCUAAUGCUGUACUCAACCUUCAAUCUGGCAUGUAAAGAGACUCAAAUAUGUUCAACUCUCCUAUACAGCUUUUAGCCUAAUAUGACCUAAACAAAUUUAAAGGUGUGUCCAAGCAUCUGUGAUAAUGUCCUUAUUGUGGCUGUGCAGGUUUUUUUGCUUUUACGUACAGUUGAAACCAGAUAUUUACAUUCACUGUACACAAAGACACACCUUGUUUUCCUGAUUGUUUGAAAUUAUAUCUGACUAAAGUUGACGGCUUUGAUCGGGUAAGGAUUACAAAAACAAUUUCUGGUUACUAAAUGUCAAACUAUUGAGAGAGCAUUUAUUGGCUACGUUCUUAUUUCCCUCAAAUCACAAAGUUUUCAUACAAGGUCAUACAAAAGAUUACAGUGCCUUAGCGUGUCAUCUGAGAGGUUCAUUCGCAACAUUUGAGUAUACUGAAAGCAUGUACGUUAAGUCAACACCUAGAACACACUGCUUCCUUGUGUGACCUCGUGGAAAAACUAAAUAUCAAGCAAGAUAUGGAGAAGACAAUUGUGAACCUCCAAAAGUCUGCUUCCUCCUUGUGUUCAAUUUCCAGAUGCCUUCAGGGGCAUCUGGAAAUUGUCAUCAGUCCAAACAAGUAUAAACAGUAUGGGAACUUCAUGAAGGGAGAUCAAUAAAUCGAAAUGUAGGCGCAACAUCUCAAGACAUCGUCUGGAGGGGUAGAUAUGUCUUCAAUAUGAAGGGCGAUCCUUAUUUCUCUUCCAAAUUGGUUAUGAAGUGGCUUAAGAACAACAAAGUUGAUGUUUUUGAGUGUCAAUUGCAGUUUAAAAGGCACUUCUGCCAAAUACUAAUGGAAUACAUGUUAACUUUAAAAAGUGCAUUAUUCUGUAAUUUAGCAAAUACAACUGUGAAAGUCUGGUUUAAUGUCAGUCAGUGAGAAAAAAAUGGUUAUUUGUCUUUAUACAGUGUGUAAACAUUUGGCUUCCAUUGUUUAACUAAAGAAAUCUGGAUCUUUUUGUCAGGGCACUUUAAGAAAACAAUGUCCCAUUAUGGCAUCUUUAAAUCAAAGAUGAAUUGUUGAGGCAGGUUUGUGCAAUGUGAGAAUACUGUAUGUUGAACUCCAUGUUGUAGCAAACCAUGUUGUGACUGGGCCGUACAUGGAUUUAUUUUAUAAAAGAGUUAAAAUAA
Molecule: messenger RNA, 6517 nt
Organism: Xiphophorus hellerii (green swordtail)
Lineage: Eukaryota; Metazoa; Chordata; Actinopteri; Cyprinodontiformes; Poeciliidae
Gene: brpf1
Product: bromodomain and PHD finger containing, 1
Exons: 16
Coding region: 298-4155 (1285 amino acids)
Biological process (GO): regulation of transcription by RNA polymerase II
Molecular function (GO): protein binding
Source: RefSeq, a predicted model, not a curated record